CACACACACACACACACACACACACUGAAACAGGAAUACAAUCGCUCUUUAUUUUGUGAGCAGUUUCAAGCGCAAUGGACAACAGCAUGCCUGUAAUUAGCAAGAUUUUUUGCUCAAGUACUUUGACAACACUGAUGAUCAGGAGAAGGCCUAUAGUCGUGAAUGGUGGUGGCUUUGUUGUUACUGACCUCAGUAAUAACGUUGUUUUCAUUGUGGACGGCUGUGGAAUGCUUGGAUCCAAGGGAGAACUACUGGUGAAAGAUGGGGAUGGAGAAGAGAUACUGUUUAUUUCUAGAAAGGGAGGAAUUAUCCAGGCACUAAGCACAUGGAACAAAUGGAAUGGGUACUCAAUGGACUACCAAGGAAAGAAAAAGUUGGUAUUUAGCCUAAGUGAUCCAAAAUUAUGCAUAACAAAAGGUGCUCCAACUAGAAUACACAUUGAACACAAGAGGCACUGCAAAAAUUGGGACUUCGAAAUCAGUGGAUCUUUUGCAGAUAGAGACUGUACAAUAACUGAUUGCUCUGGCAAAAUAGUAGCCCAGAUGGGGAAGAAAGAGCAGAUAGGAUGCAAGGACUUCUACCAUGUGGUAGUGCAGUCAGGCUGUGACAAGGCUUUCAUCAUUGCGGUAAUGGCAGUUCUUGACAACAUCCAUGGAGAAUCCACCAGAUGCUGAUAGUAUCAAGUGAUCUUUUCUUGUUCACAGAACACAGCAGUGGUUUUAUGUUCAUUAUCACUGAUCUUGUCAACCAACUACCUGCUUUAGCCUUAAAGCAGAUAUCAUUCCAUGUUCACUGACCCUAUCUCAUUAUCAGCUAAAUCAUGUCAGAUUUAGUCAGCAUUUAUUGAUAUCGUGACGGCACUCCUUUGCACAACUUCAACUGCAAUCCUUUCUGAAUUGAUGAACAAGGUAGUUCCAGCUUACAAUAUGUAAUCUGUACAGUGGAAAACAAUUUCUAGACCUACCCUUCAUGCUGGAGGAAUAAAAACUCCUAGCAAGGUUGAACAAAAAAAGGGCAAGAAAUGCUUAAUUGGUCCUUGAAAUAUCGAAAGGUGUUAAUUACUAAGCCUUGGCUUCUCUGGCAUAAACAAUCGCAAAUACAAUGCAUCCAGUAAUA
Oryza brachyantha (malo sina) is the source of this 1116-nucleotide messenger RNA. Its product is annotated as protein LURP-one-related 6. The record is from RefSeq and is a predicted model, not a curated record. The coding region runs from base 75 to 674 and encodes 199 amino acids. The transcript is spliced from 3 exons. Lineage: Eukaryota; Viridiplantae; Streptophyta; Magnoliopsida; Poales; Poaceae.